Pygoscelis adeliae (Adelie penguin) is the source of this 1248-nucleotide messenger RNA. RefSeq names its product zona pellucida-like domain containing 1 (gene ZPLD1). Gene Ontology annotation, cellular component: cell surface. The coding region runs from base 1 to 1248 and encodes 415 amino acids. The transcript has 10 exons. The record is from RefSeq and is a predicted model, not a curated record. Lineage: Eukaryota; Metazoa; Chordata; Aves; Sphenisciformes; Spheniscidae.
AUGGAACAGGUAUGGUUACUGCUCCUGCUGACGAUUAAAGUGCUUUCAGUGACUGCUCAGUUCAAUGGAUACAACUGUGAUGCUAACCUCCAUAGCAGGUUUCCUGCUGAACGAGAUAUCAAUGUUUUCUGUGGAGUGCAGACAAUUACUAUGAAGAUAAAUUUUUGCACAGUUCUUUUCUCUGGUUAUUCUGAGACAGAUCUGGCACUGAAUGGGAAACAUGGGGAUGCCCACUGCAGGGGUUUCAUCAAUAACAACACCUUUCCAGCAGUGGUCAUUUUCAUCAUCAAUCUGAGUACUUUGGAAUCCUGUGGAAACACUUUAGUGGUAUCCUCAGCUCGAGGUAUCAAUGCUUAUGGAAAUACCUCAGUGGUACAGAUAGGUAAUGUUUCAGGCUAUAUUGAUACGCCAGACCCACCAACGAUUAUCAGCUAUUUGCCUGGGCUUCUGUACAAAUUUAGCUGUAGCUAUCCACUGGAGUACUUGGUUAACAAUACCCAGCUUGCUUCGUCAUCAGCUGCUAUUUCUGUAAGAGAGAACAAUGGUACAUUUAUCAGCACUUUGAAUUUGUUGCUUUACAACGAUUCAACCUACAGCCAGCAGCUCCUUAUUCCAAGUACAGGUUUACCUUUGAAAACCAAAAUAUAUGCAGCUGUAAAAGCAACCAACCUUGAUGGCAGGUGGAAUGUUUUGAUGGACUACUGUUACACCACACCAUCUGGUAAUCCUAGCGAUGAUCUUCGAUAUGAUCUUUUUUUCAGCUGUGACAAGGACCCGCAAACAACUAUAAUUGAAAAUGGCAAGAGCCAAAUGGGCCGGUUUUCAUUUGAGGUGUUUCGCUUUGUGAAGCACAAGAACCAGAAGAUGUCUACGGUCUUCCUUCACUGCGUGACAAAGCUGUGCAGAGCAGAUGACUGUCCCUUUCUUGUGCCAAUUUGCAGUAACAGAGAAAGAAGAGACGCUGGUGGGAGGACAACUUGGAGCCCUCAGAGCACCUCUGGCAAUGCUGUAAUCUCUGCUGGCCCCAUCAUUACGAGAAGUGAUGAGAUGCCAACCAACAAUUCACAGCUUGCUCAUCCAAACGGACCUCCUUUCCAGCUGAACUCAGUCACCAGCGCACUGAUUUCAGGCAUUGUCAUCCUAGGAAUCACAAGCAUUUUCUUUUUUGUGUGUUCCCUAACUCUUCUGCACAGAAAAUGGCCCAACAGUUCAGUCUUGAGUGGCAUCCGAAACCCAGUUUUCAACUGA